CAUACCAUGUAGAACAAACCCAAACAGAAGCAUAUACUUUCAAAAUUAGUCGUGUAAACGGCAGGUGGCUGAAUUUGGUCAAUGACAUUUGCCGUCUAGCCGUCCCCUUACCCCGCUCGUAAAAAAACAAAACUUUUACAAGAAAGGAAACUUUGAAACACGUGUUUUUUACUAAAAUAAUAUGUAAAAGUCUGUUAAAUAGACACAAAAGUGGUGGAAAGUGAAUAAAAUACCGUUUUUAGUGUUAGUGAACUAUUUAAGUGGUGUAAAUAACUGUUAAAAUGUCGGGGGCUAGUACUUCUCAAAGUCCGCCGAUAGCUUCAAUCAGUGAUGUCGGUGCUCUAUUUCAGAAUGCUAAAAAAUAUGAAGAAUUAAACGUGAUUGGGACAGGAGCAUACGGCACAGUUUACAAAGCCCGGGAUCUCCACAACGGAGGACAGAUCGUAGCCAUGAAGAAAGUGAAGGUAGCCCUCACAGAAGACGGAAUACCACUGUCUACGUUGAGAGAGAUAGCUUUGUUAAGGCAGCUGGAAGCUUACAGACAUCCUAAUAUUGUCAGGCUCCUAGACGUCUGCCACGGUGGUCAGUCACUAGAGAGAGAUCAGCAGCUGGUGUUGUUCCUAGUAUUUGAGCACGUAGACCAGGACUUGGAGUCGUUCCUCAAAAGAUCUCAGACACCAUUGUCGCAGAGGACUAUAAGGAGCAUGUCCUACGACAUACUAUCAGGCAUCGACUUCCUCCACUCUCACCGCAUAGUUCACCGAGACCUGAAACCCCACAACCUGCUGGUGACGGCUGCUGGCAGAGUGAAGCUCGCUGACUUCGGCCUGGCCAAGACUUAUGACACCGAUAUGAAGCUCACCAGUGUGGUGGUAACACUAUGGUACCGUCCCCCAGAAGUCCUUCUCGGAACAUCCUACAACACAGCAGUAGAUGUGUGGUCAGCCGGUUGUGUCCUCGCACAGCUGCAUACCAGGAAACCCUUAUUGCCAGGCGCCUCCGACUCUGAUCAGCUGCAUUGUAUAUUCAGACUCCUAGGCAGACCAUCACGGUCGGAGUGGCCUGAGAACGUGUCCAUCAUGCUGGACAGCUUCCCGGAGUACCAGCCUCAGGACUUAGCUGAAAUCAUACCUAGGAUACAUCCCCAUGCACUGGAACUUAUCAAGGGCAUGCUGAUCUUCGACCCAGCAAAACGUCUCACAGCUUUGGACUGCCUCGAACACCCUUAUUUCACAGAUGAGCCCCUUACAUAACCGCACUAAUGUUAGCCCCAUUUUCACCGACUAUAUAAACGUCCUUUUACCAUAAAGGAAGGUUCAUAUUUAACGGAAAAUACCCCAAAACAGACAGAAUCACUACAUUGUGUAAAACAAAGUCGUUUUUUCUGUCCCUAUGUCCCGUUUUUACGCCUAAAUCUUUAAAACUACGCAACCGAUUUUCAUGCGGUUUGAAGAGGAAGAUUUAUAUGUAUAACUAGCUGACCCGGCGAACUUCGUACCGCCUAAUUAUUGGAGGCAUAUUUAGAAAGUCACAAACACACGACACAAUACUUAUUUUUUUCUUUAUUUGCUCACCGUUUAGACCUACCCUGGACUACGACAAACAUUUUAAAACCAAAAUCAGCUCAAUCGGCCCAGCCGUUUUCGAGUUCUAAUCAGACUAACGAACAACAAUUCAUUUUUAUUUAUAUAGAUAACAUCCAUUAAAUUGUGGGGAAAUACUGAUAUCCCGUGCGAAGCCGGGGCGGGUCAGUAGUAUACGAUAAAACAUUCAAUAAUUUACACCUAACCAAUGCUGCGUUAGUGCGUCGAUCAUAUAUUUACGAUAUGAUAUAUUUAUCGUAUUAUCCGCCAGAUACGAACCUUACCUAAGGGAUAUUUAUAUUAGGCCGGGCCGUGUCCGGGGCGUGCCAUGUACGUGGCACGGAUGUGAAAUGUUACAUACAUUUUGUAUGAAGCAGUUUAUAUUACACCGUGCACGAUCCAUGGCCCGUCCGGGCCACAAACGACGCUCGUCUUUAGAAUUUCGUAAAAGCCCGGACACGGCACUGCACGGCCCGGCCUCAUAUAAAUCAACCCUAAAAACAACUUUUGAAAAUGUUACGUGAAAAUUCUUAGUAAAAAGUUGUUAAACGUUCAUAUUGUCGGUGAACUUAUUCCUCAAUAUAUCAGACCCACCAAUUUUUACUAAAUACGAGUAUAUGUCAUGGUUGCUAUUUCCUACAAUUUAUUGAUUCAUAAUUAGAUUUUUUAGGGUUCUGUAAUCAAAAGGUAAAAACGGGGGACGGUAGUAAGGAACCUUUUAUACGCGAUACCGACUCGCACUUGGCCGGUUUUUGUUUCAUAAUUUGUUUUUUCAAUGAAGGUUAAAGUGCCUUAGUUUUACUGAAAAGUGUCAGUAAAAUAAGUUUUUGAUUUCUAUUUUUCUAUAUAAAAUUAAAUGAUAAAUGAUGGAGUAAUUUUUGAGAAAAUACCCCUGGUCAGCUAAAAGUAUCUUACAAAAAAUGUAAAAAAAUUUUUUUUUCGUAAAAAUGUAAUAUGUAUGUGCUAAUUAUUAAUGACAAUAAUUAUACAAAUUCAAUACAUGAUAAUGAUUUACAUAUAUUUUUGGAAUGAUCUUCUUACUAUUAAGUAUUAUAAAAUUAGAAUGUAAUUGUUAAGUACAUUUUUUUACAAUCAUUUUUUGUCAAUAAAUAAAAUUGUUUUUUUUUAGAUAA
Messenger RNA from Helicoverpa zea (corn earworm), 2716 nucleotides. RefSeq names its product cyclin-dependent kinase 6 (gene Cdk4). The transcript is spliced from 7 exons. The coding region runs from base 282 to 1253 and encodes 323 amino acids. Lineage: Eukaryota; Metazoa; Arthropoda; Insecta; Lepidoptera; Noctuidae. The record is from RefSeq and is a predicted model, not a curated record. Gene Ontology annotation, molecular function: cyclin binding; ATP binding; cyclin-dependent protein serine/threonine kinase activity. Gene Ontology annotation, cellular component: cytoplasm; nucleus; cyclin-dependent protein kinase holoenzyme complex. Gene Ontology annotation, biological process: G1/S transition of mitotic cell cycle; regulation of gene expression; signal transduction.